AUGCAAUUCGAAUGGAUGCCGCCCUCGUUGAUCAACCCCGACAACACAUCCACAGAUCAUGCACCUCCGAGUAUUUUCAUUAUUUACAGUAUUCCUGCACUUCUUCUAUUCGUGGUCAUUUUCAUAAUCAAAUGGAGACCGUGUUAUGAGUUCAGAGGGAUGCGGCAUUGUUUACGAUGGUACUUGUAUUGCUGUAGCAAGGAAACGCUGAAGGAAAUGCAAAGUAUCGACCGCGAACGUAUUCUCGUCAUUGAUGCCGAAAGUCUCGCCUCCUCAUCAUUCUACGAUUCUCCGCGAAUUCCAUUAAAGAAACGGGAUUCGAUUGAACUGUGCUCAGCUGGAGAAUGCCAGCCCUCUAUGACUACGCUGAAUGACUAA
Necator americanus (New World hookworm) is the source of this 378-nucleotide messenger RNA. RefSeq lists its product as uncharacterized. The transcript has 4 exons. The coding region runs from base 1 to 378 and encodes 125 amino acids. NCBI's taxonomy places the organism in Eukaryota, Metazoa, Nematoda, Chromadorea, Rhabditida, Ancylostomatidae. The record is from RefSeq and is a predicted model, not a curated record.